GUCUCGAAUUUCAUUAUAAUUUCGUGUUCGGGGAAUCGAUCGAGGUACUGUUACGUACUGGUGAGGGAGGGGGAAUCAACAAUGCAAAGGAGGGAGGGAAUUGAGCCCUGGAGGAGGAAAAUUAGACAACUCUGAGGUGAUGGAUGACGCUCGGUGUGCAGCAGCUGAUUAAGGUUUUCCGGACUUGUCGUAGAAUCUUUCGGGAAUGGCAAUUUCGGUGGACAGGUGGAGGUGCGCAACUGUAAAUAAGCACGACACGACAAAGGCAUCUAGAGAACUGUGGCCUUCGGAUGCACUGCCGAUCAGAGCCUGACCGGGGAGCACUUACAGUUGUGGGAGCUGAAGUUCCUUGAGUCGAUACAAUUCAUUCUAGUUGCGUUUCAGUUCUGGCUUUGAGUGGAAGAGUCGAGAAGCCAACUAUUGUUUGAUGACGGAGAGAGUGGUGGUGCAAUGGAGGGAUAGCGAUCUCCCAGUUCCUAGGGUUGGUGGUAUUGUUGAAGCGCAUCAUGAUUUUGUACGUUAGGGUGUUUGGGUUGGUCUGGUCGGGAAUUGGAUCUCGUGAUAAAAUUCUCUUGGUUUGUGGGUGUUUCCUCAAUAGCUGUUUGCGUUGACAAAUAAUCUAAAUCGUUAUGACGAUAACUUAUUGUUCGCGAGUUCGUUCUUGCCGUUGUUGAGUACACAUUCUUGAUGCUGGCUAUUCAUGAGAACUAGUAUUGCGAACGUUUGGCCAUGACUUUCUGAGUUUGUCCUACGUGUGAAGAAGUUUGCAUGGAUUUUUUCUGGUGUAGAGCUUUCGAUUGGCAUUUCUUGCAUAUUCUGGGGUUUCUUUGAUAUAGUUGGUGAUUCUUGUCCUAGAGACUUCUUCUCGCAAGUUGCUCUGUGUGUGCUGUAUUGAUCGUCGAUUACUUGAGUUGAGAGCUUCUUUCGUUGGACUAGCAUUAUGCAGUUCACGACGCUGUAGGGUGGUAGCGCGCAGUUUCUCUUCUUGGGUUAGGCUACAGCCUGCCCUAUAACGUGAAUUCAAGUUCUUGCAAUGGGUGGAUUUAGCAGAGUAUAUUAGCGUACAAUGGCGCAGGAUUGAAUCAGGUUACAUCUAGUUGCAGUUUUCCGUUACUUACCAUUAGCACUUGUGUGCCAUCAAUUCCUAUGUAGAACCCGAUUUUCCUCUCGAUGAUUGCGCAUUCCUUUUGACGAACAAAGAGUUUGUCUUUCUUAUUCAAUAACUGUUUGCAACUUGAAUUAGGGCCAAGCUGGGCUGGAAAGAGAAUUGCACACAUUUCUGCUGUUCACCACUGCUGAUAACUUGAUUCCCGAGACUGAAUUGGGAUUUUAAAAGGGAGCUAGUUUGGGGAGGGGAGCAGGGCACGCUUUCUGUAUCGGGAAGCGCCAAUCAGACAGCAAGAAAACAUGGUGGUAUCUUGUGCCAAUGCUGCGGUUGCUGGAUUGGUGUCUUCAUUUGUGCUUCCCAAAACUCCAACAUCAUGUUCUGGAAGCCGAACUUCAGAGUUUCUCGAUGCGUCGUGGAAGAGAGCAUCUCUUAGUAUCACACACACAGAACCGAGUAAAACUGGCUAUUGUGUGGUGAGGAUGCAAACGGUUGAAGAGGCUAAAGUUGGAACACGGACGUUAUUGAUCAGUAGUGUGAUCGCAUCCGAGGUGAAAGAAGUCCCAUCUCCUCGAACGCGGCCUUUGCGAGUGCUAGUGGCAGGCGGUGGAAUCGGUGGCCUUGUUUUCGCUCUUGCAGCUAAGAACAAGGGUUUGGACGUGGUUGUGUUCGAACGGGAUAUGAGCGCCAUCCGAGGGGAAGGUCAAUACCGAGGACCCAUCCAGAUCCAAAGCAAUGCCCUGGCGGCGUUGGAGGCAGUAGAUCGGCAAGCUGCGGAGGAGAUAAUGGCAAAUGGUUGCGUCACAGGGGACCGCAUCAACGGCCUCGUAGAUGGAAUUUCUGGCGAGUGGUACUGCAAGUUCGAUACCUUCACACCCGCAGUCGAGCGAGGAUUACCCAUCACGCGAGUCAUCAGUCGAAUGAAGCUCCAAGAGAUUCUUUCCGGUGCUCUGGGGCUUGAACACAUCCUGAACGGCUCCAAUGUGGUGGAUUUUGUCGACGACGGGCGCAAGGUGAAGGUCACGCUGGAGGAUGGCCGUACAUUUGAAGGGGACCGCUCCAAGCUGCGAGCCAAAUUACUAGGAGACGAUCCGACAAUGUACUCGGACUACACUUGCUACACAGGAAUCGCUGAUUUCGUGCCUGCCGACAUUGACACCGUUGGUUAUCGUGUCUUCCUCGGCCAUAAACAAUAUUUUGUGUCCUCGGACGUGGGUCAAGGAAAGAUGCAAUGGUAUGCCUUUCACAACGAACCCGCUGGCGGGGUGGACGCUCCCGGCGCCAGGAAAGCAAGGUUGAUGUCGUUAUUCGGAGGGUGGUGUGACAAAGUGGUGGAUCUUCUUAUGGCAACUCCGGAGGAGCAAAUUCUACGCCGUGAUAUUUAUGACCGGGCUCCAAUUCUGACCUGGAGUAAGGGCAGAGUAACGCUUCUCGGUGAUUCGGCGCACGCCAUGCAACCGAACCUCGGUCAAGGUGGUUGUAUGGCGAUCGAGGAUGGCUUCCAACUUGCUCUGGAUUUGUCAAAAGCCGCUCAGCAACCUUCACCCGACUUACAAAAAGUGCUGAAAGAUUACGAGGGCAAGAGGAGGAUACGCGUGGGGGUGAUCCAUGGUCUGGCACGCAUGGCGGCCUUUAUGGCCAGCACAUACAAGCUCUAUCUCGGGGAGGGCCUCGGCCCUCUCUCAUUCAUCCAAAAACUCAAAAUCCCUCACCCAGGUCGCGCGGGAGGCCGGUUCCUCAUUUCCCUCGGCAUGCAAACCAUGCUCAGCUGGAUUCUGGGCGGUAAUAGCUUCGCACUUGAGGGCCGCGUUCCAUACUGCAGCCUCAAGGACAAGGCGGACUCCAACCUCACGAAAUGGUUCCGGAACGACGACGAACUUGAGAAAGCCACCAACGCUGACUGGUACUUAGUCCCGGCCUCGGAACGAAUGCCGAUCGAAGGCAACGUGGCGGAAACCGGGAGGUCUCUACUGCAUCUGUGCAAGGAGGAAUCCAAGCCAACCAUCGUGGGAUACAAGCCCUGCGAGCCAGAGCUUGGCGAGUUCCGCGCUAUGACCCUCCCCCACGUCGCACCCCGCCAUGCCAAGCUCAUAUUCAACGAUGGCGCUCUAUUUAUCACUGAUCUAGACAGCAAGACCGGCACUUGGAUCAACAGCAUCAAAGGUGGUAGGCACAGGCUGCCGCCCAAGAGACCCGUUCGAGUUCAUCCCGAAGAUGUCAUCGAGUUCGGCCCUGCCAAGGAGGCUCGGUUCAAAGUGAAGCUUCGAAGGCUUCACAGUCUUCAGGUCAGGGACGCGACCUAACAACACGGACUUGAUUACGUCUGAAGCAUUCUAGCAAUCGACGAGAACUCAGUAGAAGAGGGACUCUCAACAGCAGCACCAAAUUACCACUAAAGCCACAAGUUUUGAGUUGGAUCCACAGACUGAGUGAAGUGCGUCAACACAGAUCGAUCGCUCAUGCUUUUCUGAACUCAUCACAGAGAAGCGUGUUCACCGCCAUCACUCUUGAAAUGAAAGAAACCGUAGGCUACGUGAAUCCGUUGCCGCUUUGUACAUUGCUAGAGUAUGAUCGUGCUGCACGGGAAUCGGAUGCGCUGUGUGAGCUCAGGCCCGAGUGUGAUCGAUCGCCGUUUCACUUCGACAUACUAUUGACCGCCGUAUCGUUAUGGAUGAUAUUUAUUCAUCCACUUAUUCAUCCACGAUGGAUAGUUUGACUGGUGGUGGAUGAAUGAAAGCGUAGGUGGAUGUACUGAUAAUAGAUGGAUGAUGAUCGAUGAGGGAGAAAUACGGUAGUUAACGUCAUUUGAUUGUGUAGGUUUUAGGGUUUUAGGGUAAAUCCUAAACCUGAUAUUUACAACUUUGAAGAAGUGAAUGUAUGUGCACAUGAACAAAUGAACACCAAAUAUGGCAGAUGUUUUCAAAACA
Physcomitrium patens is the source of this 4032-nucleotide messenger RNA. Lineage: Eukaryota; Viridiplantae; Streptophyta; Bryopsida; Funariales; Funariaceae. The record is from RefSeq and is a predicted model, not a curated record.